This is a messenger RNA of Pseudopipra pipra, 916 nucleotides long. It is a transcript of the gene PHLDA1, whose product is annotated as pleckstrin homology like domain family A member 1. Gene Ontology annotation, molecular function: phosphatidylinositol phosphate binding. NCBI's taxonomy places the organism in Eukaryota, Metazoa, Chordata, Aves, Passeriformes, Pipridae. Gene Ontology annotation, cellular component: nucleus. Gene Ontology annotation, biological process: positive regulation of apoptotic process. The coding region runs from base 355 to 813 and encodes 152 amino acids. The transcript is spliced from 2 exons. The record is from RefSeq and is a predicted model, not a curated record.
GGGCUGCUCCGCCGCGCCCCUCGGCUCCGCUCCGCUCUUCACCGUGUGGGGCUUCCCCGCGCCCGGCGGGCGGGAGGAGCCGCCGUUUCCGCUGGGUGUCACUCUGGGGUGGGAGAGGCGCGUUCAAAAGCGGAGGGCAGGGAAAAGCCCGCCGACAGCCCCGGCCGCCCGCACCGGCAGCGUCCGCCGCCCGCCACGCCGCGGCACGGGCGGCAGCCGCUGCGCUUCCUGCGGGCCGGGGCGCUCCCGGCCCUCCGCCUCGGAGCCGGCGCCCGGCGGAGAGUCCUCGGCUGGUGCCGGCUGCCCCCCGAGCCCAGCCCCUGCGGACGGAGGCCGCCUAACCCUGCCAGAAGGAUGCUGGAGGGCGGCUGCAAGGCGGUGAAGGAGGGCAUGCUGGAAAAGAGGAGCGACGGGCUGCUGCAGCUCUGGAAGAAGAAGCGCUGCAUCCUCACCGAGGAGGGGCUGCUCCUCAUCCCCCCCAAACACCCCCCGCCGCCGCAGCAACAGCAGCAGCCGCCGCUGCCGGCUGAACCGGCGGCCAAGAUCAAGGAGCUUCACUUCUCCAACAUGAAGACGGUGGACUGCGUGGAGCGGAAGGGCAAGUACGUGUACUUCACGGUGGUGAUGGCCGAGGGAAAGGAGAUCGACUUUCGGUGCGCGCAGGAGCAGGGCUGGAACGCGGCGAUCACGCUGCAGAUGGUGCAGUACAAGAACCGCCAGGCCAUCCUGGCCGUGCGCUCCACCCGGCAGAAGCAGCAACACCUGGCGGCGCCCCACGGCCCGCGCCUCCGCGGCGCGUCCAACUCCGCCUAGCGCAGGUUGCGUUCACGGAGCGCUUCGGGGAAGCGGGACUAAGAGCGUUCGUGGCGGACCUGCGCCAGGGGGUCUGAAACUGGGGAAGCGCCGGAGGGGCAGG